CUCAAUCCCCCUCCCCUCCAUCCCUAAGCUGCACAGCUCCUUACAACCCCAGUGAGCCUGUCUGACACAGAAGGCAAGACAGCAUGUGUGUGUGUGUUUGUGAGAAAAAGAGAGAGACACAGAGGCAGCUGAUGGGAUUGUGAAGCAGCAAAGGCAAUCAGAAAGAGAGGGAGAGCACGUCAGCAAACAAAAGACAAGAGAGGCAGAGCAGGAGGAGAGGAGGAAGAAGAAGAAGGUAAAGGGUGAUGAGAAUCUACUGUGGUUGAUAGUUCAGGUGCCACCAAAGUCCAGGGAUGCGGUGACUAGAUGACCAGCCGCUGCACACACACCAGCAUCCUGUCCUGGAGCCUCGACAGGACGGACGAGAGGAAUCCACUCUCACUUUAGGGCAAGAACACUCUCCUCAACCCAGUCCCACAUCCACUGGAUCGUCAUGUCGUCCACUGGCUCAACCAACCACAACAAACGACUGGCAUCGGAGACAGGCAACUCUCAGAGGGCGUUAGACAACGAUUCUGCCCAGCACCUGAAGAUGAAGGAGAGACAGCGCUUCUUUGAAGAUGUCUACCAGCACGACAUUGACAACUACUUGCCCUCGUCUCACUUGCAGAUUGAUUCCAGGAAACCACCUAUGGGCAGUAUUUCAUCUAUGGAAGUGAAUGUGGACGUCCUGGAGCAGAUGGACCUGAUGGACAUAUCUGACCAGGAGGCUCUCGAUGUGUUUCUCAACUCAAGCUCUGGAGCAGAUGAAGGAGCUUUGGCGUCACCACUACCAGGAUGUUACAACGAAGAUGACGAGGAUGAAGACGCAGAGGUUGUGUACAGGGAGCGCGCUCCCUUGACGCGACAAAAUGAAGUUUGCCACGGCUCCAAGUCGCGCAUGUCCUCCACGUCAUCCGGCUCCAGUGAUACCAGCGGGGCCGGCGUCGACACACCCGUGAUCCAGUCCGACGACGAAGAAGUCCACGCUGACACUCUGCUGCUGACCUCUGUUCCCCAAACCAGGGAUGAAGAAACGGAGGAGGAGGACGAGGAGGAAAGAAAAUCCCCAUAAAUCCUCCCUUUCUGUAUACAGUGAAUGCUCAAUGGCCACUUUAUUAGGUACACAUGCCACAUAAUAAAAAAAAGUGGUCAUUGAGUUCAUUGACUGUCUCUCUUUACAUGUGGUAAACUUGGCAUGGUUGACUUGGCUACCAAGGGUUGUCUUAUCAUCAUCAUCAUUUCUUUAACUCUUUUAAGUUAAUUAACACUUUUACAGCAGUGAGUCACAUUACCCCGCACUAACACGUUCUGGUUGAGAUGACUGACAGUUGAAGAGUUGGUCUGUCCUCCUGCCAAGUUUGUGGCAUGAAACAAAGCACUACUGCCGAGCAGCCACAUGAUACUCGAUGGAACUGAUGGAAGUUUAACCAUAUUCAUUGAACAGAACACAGAUGUGGACAAUGAAAAGGAGAUAAAAUAGUUCAAAUAGUUGCAUUUAGGAUUCACUGGCAUUUAGAUUAAAAUAUGGAGCAAUCCCCUUCAAACCUACUUAUGAAAGAAAUAUGUGCUCUGUGAACUAAUUACAAACAAUCCUUCCAGACUUCAGUUAUGGUGCCAGGACAGUUUAUAUGGCAAAGUGAAAAAGAAAUUCCACACAUUCGUCAUGUGAUGACAGGAGAUCAACGUGAAUGAGGCACAGCGUGCGACACUCUCUUCUCGUUAACCCAUUUCUGCGUGCAUGUGCCAUUUGAGGUGUGGCCUGUAAAUGCAUGGCAUUUUGUUCUUGAGUACUUUGUAUGUUUUCAAUUCUGUAAGUACAGAGUGUUGCAUUGAUGGACUACUGCGUAGUAGUGAAGUCUGUGAGUUGUUUACAGUGGAGUGAGUGAUUUCCUCUGAGUGUACAUUUUAUGUCAGUUUGAAUGGGUGUGUCCUUAUAUGGGUGUGUGUGUGUGUGUGUGUGUGUGUGGUUGUGGAUCGCCAACAAAACAAAACAUGGUUUUCACAGUGUUAUACAUGUUGUGUAUUUCUUCUCCAUUUAGACAUCUUGUUGUGGACUGAAUGAUAAUAAACCUGUUGAAAUGAU
Solea senegalensis (Senegalese sole) is the source of this 2065-nucleotide messenger RNA. Its product is annotated as dysbindin-like. The coding region runs from base 434 to 1054 and encodes 206 amino acids. The record is from RefSeq and is a predicted model, not a curated record. Gene Ontology annotation, cellular component: cytoplasm. The transcript is spliced from 4 exons. Gene Ontology annotation, biological process: negative regulation of protein kinase activity. NCBI's taxonomy places the organism in Eukaryota, Metazoa, Chordata, Actinopteri, Pleuronectiformes, Soleidae.